AUGGGUUCAUUUACCUCCUGCAACUGCUUUAUUGAGCCACAGCCUGCUGAUGAACUGUUGAUGAAGUACCAGUACAUAUCGGAUUUCUUUAUUGCUCUUGCUUAUUUCUCCAUUCCACUAGAGUUGAUCUACUUUGUUAAGAAAUCUGCAGUAUUUCCAUAUAGAUGGGUGCUUGUGCAGUUUGGUGCUUUUAUAGUUCUUUGUGGAGCGACACAUCUUAUUAACUUAUGGACCUUUGAAAUGUAUUCAAGAACUGUGGCAGUGGUUAUGACCACUGCAAAGGUUUUGACCGCUGUGGUGUCAUGUGCAACAGCUCUUAUGCUGGUGCAUAUUAUACCUGAUCUAUUAAGUGUUAAAACUAGGGAACUAUUUUUGAAAAAUAAGGCUGCAGAGCUUGAUCGAGAAAUGGGCCUGAUCCGUACACAGGAAGAAACAGGCCGGCACGUUCGAAUGCUAACUCAUGAAAUUAGAAGCACUCUUGAUAGGCAUACUAUACUCAAAACUACACUUAUUGAGCUGGGAAGGACUUUAGCAUUGGAAGAGUGUGCAUUGUGGAUGCCAACACGCACUGGGCUAGAGCUUCAACUUUCAUAUACUCUUCGUCAUCAAAAUCCUGUUGGGUUUACUGUACCCAUACAGCUUCCUGUAAUCAAUCAAGUAUUCAGUACCAAUCGUGCAGUAAAAAUAUCACCGAAUUGCCCUGUGGCAAGACUUCGCCCUGUCACUGGAAAAUACAUGCCUGGGGAUGUUGUUGCUGUGCGUGUCCCACUUCUGCAUCUGUCGAAUUUUCAAAUUAAUGAUUGGCCAGAACUUUCCACGAAACGCUAUGCUUUGAUGGUUUUGAUGCUUCCGUCGGAUAGCGCAAGGCAAUGGCAUGUCCACGAGUUGGAGCUUGUUGAAGUGGUCGCCGAUCAGGUGGCUGUCGCUCUUUCACAUGCUGCAAUCUUAGAAGAGUCAAUGAGGGCCAGGGAUCUUUUAAUGCAGCAGAAUUUUGCACUUGAUCAGGCUAGAAAAGAAGCUGAAACUGCUGUUCGAGCUCGCAAUGAUUUCCUGGCUGUUAUGAACCAUGAGAUGAGAACUCCUAUGCAUGCAGUUAUUGCACUCUCAUCCUUGCUACAAGAAACUGAACUGACACCAGAGCAGCGUCUGAUGGUUGAAACAAUCCUUAAGAGCAGUAAUCUUUUGGCUACGCUCAUAAAUGAUGUAUUAGACCUUUCAAGGCUUGAAGAUGGUAGCCUUCAGCUUGACAUUGGAACUUUUAACCUUCAUGGUCUCUUCAGGGAGGUUCUUAACUUGAUAAAACCUAUAGCAUCUGUCAAAAAGUUGUUCGUUACAUUGAGUUUAGCUUCGGAUCUGCCAGAAUAUGCUCUUGGUGAUGAAAAGCGGCUUAUGCAAACUGUUCUAAAUGUUGUUGGCAAUGCUGUGAAGUUCUCAAAGGAGGGGAGCAUUUCAAUUUCUGCUUUUGCUGCAAAGUCAGAAUCUUUAAGAGAUCCUCGAGCUCCUGAAUUUCGUGCAGUGCCUACCGAUAAUUACUUUUAUUUGCGUGUACAGGUAAAGGAUACUGGUUCAGGAAUUAACCCGCAAGAUAUGCCCAUGUUAUUCACUAAAUUUGCUCAAAGCCAAUCUCUGGCAACUAAAAAUUCUGGUGGCAGUGGGCUUGGCCUUGCGAUCUGUAAGAGGUUUGUGAAUCUUAUGGAGGGGCACAUUUGGAUUGAAAGUGAAGGUCUUGGCAAGGGAUCUACUGCUAUCUUUAUUGUAAAACUUGAAAUUCCUGGGCGCCUUAAUGAGGCUAAGGUCCCUUUUGUACCUAAGGUGCCAGCAAACCACAUCCAGGCAAAUUUUCCUGGACUCAAAGUGCUUCUCUUGGAUNGAAUUCCUGGGCGCCUUAAUGAGGCUAAGGUCCCUUUUGUACCUAAAGUGCCAGCAAACCACAUCCAGGCAAAUUUUCCUGGACUCAAAGUGCUUCUCUUGGAUGAAAAUGGGGUUAGCAGGACAGUAACCAGGGGGCUUCUUGUACACCUAGGAUGUGAUGUAACAACCGUUAGCUCUGGAGAUGAGUGUUUGCGGCACAAGGUGGUAUUCAUGGACGUUUCUAUUCUUGUUAUAGAUGUUUAUGAAGUUGCUGUCCGGAUACAUGAAAAAUUCUCAACAUUCCAUGAAAGGCCCCUCAUUGUAGCACUAACAGGAAAUACUGAUAGGGUGGCAAAAGAGAACUGCUUGCGGGUUGGUAUGGAUGGAGUUAUACUGAAACCUGUUUCAGUUGAUAAAAUGAGGAGUGUUUUAUCUGAACUCUUAGAGCAUUAG
Molecule: messenger RNA, 2304 nt
Organism: Ilex paraguariensis (yerba mate)
Lineage: Eukaryota; Viridiplantae; Streptophyta; Magnoliopsida; Aquifoliales; Aquifoliaceae
Source: the annotation of a GenBank genome assembly